Monopterus albus (swamp eel) is the source of this 3993-nucleotide messenger RNA. RefSeq names its product capping protein inhibiting regulator of actin dynamics (gene cracd). The record is from RefSeq and is a predicted model, not a curated record. NCBI's taxonomy places the organism in Eukaryota, Metazoa, Chordata, Actinopteri, Synbranchiformes, Synbranchidae. Gene Ontology annotation, biological process: maintenance of gastrointestinal epithelium; negative regulation of barbed-end actin filament capping.
UUGAUUCAGCUAAGGUAGCUGGAAACCAAAGUAAUGUUUAUAAGUAGGCCUACAGUUGUAUGACUAGUUCAGCUACAGUAACAUUACACAUACAUCAUACGUCCCAGUGGAUUUAACACCUCCAGGAGUGCACAAGGUGCGUGUUGUUUCCCUUUCGGGGCGGUUCUUCCAUCCAGCUCCUUGUUUCAUUAAUUACUUCCGAUAAGCACGAGCAUAGGGUACAGUAACAUGCUCGCAUCGUGACAGGAGCUUGCAUGCUUGUCGCCUUUCUCUCGAAGCCGCACCCACCCAUCUCCACCUCGUACGCGUGCAGCUGUGCGGGGCCUUCGGUCGGUGCGUGCGUCUCGCUGUCGGGCACCCGCAGUAUCAGCAACACAAAAGGGUCGGAGCAGCCGGAGCCGGGCUCCCCUCAGCACCGAUCGGGAGGAGGAAUCACGUUUAUAACAGAGAGAAAGCAUCAGGGCAAAUUCCAGCCCUUCAGACGACUGUUUGGGAAGAAGAAGAAGCGAGAGGUGAGAGGGGGCUUUGAUGGAGCAGAGCUAAGAGCAAGUUUUUCUACUGGCGAAGUGUGCAAUGGAAUUGUAUCUGACAGUGAGGAGGCCAAUCAAAAUCUGAGGGAAUUGAAUCCCAUAGGAUCUCGAGCUCUCUCACACGACAGCAUCUUUAUCCCAGAGGAGCCAGUGACGGAGCUGGGUCUGGAUCACAGCAUGUCCCAGGAAAACGUCUCAGAUAAAGUUAGGAAUCUGCAGAGGCAGAUAGCACAAGGUAUAAAGUUUGGCCAGAGGCCUCCUUCUCUGAGGAGGAGUGAAGGAGAUGAGGGCAGUUCAGAUGAGGAAGAGAUGCCUCGGAGCCCACUGAAAGUGUUGGCCCAGGUCGAAGCCGAGCCAUCAAAAACAGAGCCAAAGCCAGUCCAGGGGGCUCAACCAGCUGAACCACACAGCACCCCAGUGAAGUCCCCAAGAUCCAAACAAGUUCUUCCACCCACUGGUACCAUCGAGUCCAUCAACCUAGAUGCCGUCCCACAGUCUGUUCCUCUCUUAGACAACACCGCUGCCAAGCAUAAACUGUCUGUCAAACCCAAAAACCAGAGGGUCUCCAGCAAACACCGGCGCUUUACCCAGGACCUCCAAGAGGUAUCUGUUCAUGGUGUGGUGCAAGACGACCUUGAUGCAGCCUGCAUCUCCACAGACAACCAGCGCAGAGCAUCUGCUGAGUCCAUAGAAAGCUACAAGAAGCAGAGACUCCAUGAGGAGGAAAGACAGGAGAUGAUGAGGAGGAGAGAACUGGAGGAGCAGAGGCUCAGACAGGAAGAAGAAGAAAGGAGGAAGAGAGCAGAGGAACUGAGGCUGCAUGAACUAGAGGAGGAGAGGUGUCGCAAACAGCAAGAGGAGGAAAAACAAAGGCUUCGAGAAGAGACAGAAAGAAAAAGAAGGGAGGAAGAGGAGAGGAGGAUCAAAGAAGAGGAAGAAAGGAGGCAACGAGAGGAGGACGAGAGGAUACGCAGGAAGGAAGAGGAAAGGAGGUUGCGGGAGGAGGAGGAGAAGAGACGAGUGGAAGAGCAGAGGAGGAAAGAGGAGGAGGAGGAAAGGAAGAGGCAAGAGGAGGAGGAAAGGGAGGAGGAGGAAAGGAAGAGGCAAGAGGAGGAGGAAAGGAGGAAGCGAAAGGAGGAAGAAGAGGUGAGGAGGCAGUGGAUGCUUGAGGCUGAGAGGAAGAAGAAGCAGAUAGAAGAAGAGGAAAGAAUGCAUGAAAUGGAAGAAAAGAGAAAAAUGGAAGCAGAGGAGAGUAGGAGAAAAGAGGAGGAGAAGCAGAGAAGACUGUCAUUAGAGGAGACUGAUGGCAGCUCAGAUCCACAAGAGAGGAAGAGGAGAGCUGAGGAGCUGCGUUGGAGGGAGAUAGAAGAGAGACAGAGGCCAUUCUCUUUUAAAGUUUCUUCUGGAGAAAAGCAGAUUUUAUUCCAGAAGGUCAACCUGACACCUGUUAUGCCAUCCUCCAGGCACCACAGCAGUGCUGUUGCUGAACAAAGAGAGGGAGCUAAGGGCUUCUCCUCUGAAGGACCAGACUCCCCUAACCUGCUAACAUCUGCAUGUAUCCCCCACACAGCCAUCUUAGUGACAGGCGCCCAGCUCUGCGGGACAGCUGUUAAUUUCGACCAGAUCAAAAACACUGCCUGCAAGUCUCUGCUGGGUCUGGGAGAGGACAGAAAGGCCCAGGGAACACCACCAACCAAGAGCAAGACUUCUCCAGACCACAAGUCUGGCAAAACGAAAUCACUCAACGAGUCCUCGCUCUCUACAGACCAAUCCAGUGCCACUGUCUUGGCUGAGUGGGCAAAUAUUAGAUCAAAGAUAUUCAAAGGGGUAGAAGAGGGGAAGUAUGAUGAAUAUACAGACCUGAGCAGGAACCAGCCUCAGCCUCAUAGUGAAGACCAGCCUCCCUUUGCCCAUGCCAACCUCAGGAAGACUGUGUCGGCCAGCGCCAAAUUCUCCAUCACCCCAGCAAAGAAGAAGUUUGGAGAAUCAACCAGAAACUCUGAGCUGUUUGGUACAAAUGAUAAAGAAGCAGGAGAGGAAGGUAGUUCAUCUGACAGCCCCAUUGCAGCCUCUCCAGCUCCAACCAGUAAACCUCAGAACAGGACAAGUAAAACUGUCCGCAUCGUAGAAAGAGGGUCAGAUGAGUGUAUGUUUGCCAAAGACCUCCCUUCUUUCCUGGUUCCCAGCCCUGGAGACAAGCCUGAGGGAGUAGAGCUGAGGAGCAGGGCUCAGAGUGAGACGGAGGUGUCUGAAAGCAGAAAGGCCGAAGAGGAGCAGGGCCAGGACAGUGAGGACAUGCCCUCACCUUUUGGCAUAAAACUGAGGAGGACCAACUACUCCCUGCGUUUUCACAGCGAACAGUCCACAGAGAAAAGGAAGAAACGAUACAGUGCUGGAGACAGCUUUGAUGGUGUCCCUUCACCUCUCACCCCCAGUGAUUCAGAUGCUGACUCUUCCUCUGUGUUUUCAGAUAAAUCAGGGUCCACACUGCCUCAGAAAGAAGUAACAAGCAAGUACUUACAUGCAUCUGCCUCUCCCGCCAUCCUUCAGGCUAAACCCGAUAAGUUUACCAGUCCACCCCCAGAUAGCGAAGGUGAGAAAGUGCUUUCAAAACCGCCACUCUACCGAAGACCCACCAUGUCACCCAAACCUACCGGAGCAGUCCCAACACCUCCCCCAUCGCCUCUUUCUACAGUGGUCCAUGGGCUUCCCGGUGAUGCUGCAAGCCACGAGACAGGGGGAGCAGACUUGUACAGCCAUGAGCAGACGAUCAGGAGCGAGGAACCUUCAGUGGCGACCCAGUUGCACCGGAGCAGCCAAGGUCAAGUUCAAGGGGAAGAGGAGCCAAAGGAGAAGAGAUCAUUCUUCCCAUCUAUCAAUAUCCCCUGGAGAGAAAAGGUGGACAGGAAGACAGAGCUCAUCAGGAAAGAAAAACCAUCCCUACAGAGCAGGCACUCACUAGACAGUGCAAGGGUCCAAGAGAAGGAGUCUGGACCCUUAUGGAUCACAAUGGCGCUGCAGAAGCAGAAGGGCUUCAGGGAGCAGCAGCAGAGCCGAGAGGAGCGUCGUAGCCAAAGAGAGACCAAACUGGCUGAAAAACAAGCUAGAGAGAGGGACUCUGUUACACUGGUGAGUCCCACAGAGGGCAAAGGGAGUGGGAGCACCAGUCCUGGUUCUAAACCUCAGACACCAGAGGAGCCCAAGAGACCCGACAGCCUCCUGGGACGAUUUGAACGCAGAGAACACCUGAAAAAAGCCAACACUUUACCAAGCUCUGUCACUGUUGAGAUUGCAGACUCUACACCAUCGCCACCUGCUGUCAAGGAGGUGUCAAAGCGCUUCCCCUCCAGUGACUCUCCACAGGUGUCCACAGAGCCGGCCUGGCUGGCCCUGGCCAAGCGAAAGGCCAAAGCCUGGAGCGACUGCCCUCAAAUUAUCAAAUAACACCCUGCCCCAGCUUCAC